Molecule: messenger RNA, 3730 nt
Organism: Panthera uncia (snow leopard)
Lineage: Eukaryota; Metazoa; Chordata; Mammalia; Carnivora; Felidae
Gene: ADRA2B
Product: adrenoceptor alpha 2B
Exons: 1
Coding region: 466-1800 (444 amino acids)
Biological process (GO): regulation of vasoconstriction; regulation of smooth muscle contraction; adenylate cyclase-activating adrenergic receptor signaling pathway
Cellular component (GO): membrane
Molecular function (GO): alpha2-adrenergic receptor activity
Source: RefSeq, a predicted model, not a curated record
CGGCGGGCUGCUUGCAGGCGCGGCUCCCGGCCAGAGCCAGCGAGCGGAACGGGCGCCUCGGCUGCUGCGCCUCCUCCGAGAACCGGUGGCGCGCCCCCCGCCCCAACGCCGGGCCUGCCUGGUCCCGGGUCCCAGCGUGCGUCCAGCAGCUUCGUAGCGGGAGGGCGCAACUUUCCCCCGGUCCCGGGCGGGGCGGGGACGGCAGCGGGACAACUUGGAAAACUUCUCCGGAGAGGACGGCAGGGACGCCGGGUGUCGGUGGAAGAGGAUGUAGGAGGGCGGUGGCUGGCCCCAGGCAUCCCUCCGUCUCCUUGGCCCGGUUCGGCCUGGCCAUGGGGCUCCAGCGCCUUGUGCGCCGCCAGGGGGUCGAUCCCCCCUUCUAGCCUAGCUGCGCAGGACAGUACCGUCUCCGGCUGAGCACGCUCUGGGCGAGCAGCGACCCCUCUGGCCGCGUCCCGCCCCGUCAUGGACCACCAGGAGCCCUACUCGGUGCAGGCCACCGCGGCCAUCGCGGCGGUCAUCACGUUCCUCAUCCUUUUCACCAUCUUUGGCAACGCGCUGGUCAUCUUGGCUGUGUUGACGAGUCGCUCGCUGCGCGCCCCGCAGAACCUGUUCCUAGUGUCGCUGGCCGCCGCCGACAUCCUGGUGGCCACGCUCAUCAUCCCUUUCUCGCUGGCCAACGAGCUGCUGGGCUACUGGUACUUCCGGCGCACGUGGUGUGAGGUGUACUUGGCGCUCGACGUGCUCUUCUGUACCUCGUCCAUCGUGCACCUGUGCGCCAUCAGCCUGGACAGGUACUGGGCCGUGAGUCGGGCGCUGGAGUACAACUCCAAGCGCACCCCACGCCGCAUCAAGUGCAUCAUCCUCACCGUGUGGCUCAUCGCAGCUGUCAUCUCCCUGCCGCCGCUUAUCUACAAGGGCGACCAGGGGCCCCAGCCUCGUGGGCGCCCGCAGUGCAAACUUAACCAAGAGGCCUGGUACAUCCUGGCCUCUAGCAUCGGAUCUUUCUUCGCACCCUGCCUCAUCAUGAUCCUGGUCUACCUGCGCAUCUACCUGAUCGCCAAGCGCAGCCACCGCAGAGGUCCCAGGGCCAAGGGCCGCCCUAGGGAGGGUGAGUCUAAGCAGCCCCGCCCCGUCCCUACUGGAACUUCAACCAAAAUGCCAACCCUGGCCUCUCUGGCUGCUUCUGGAGAGGCCAAUGGUCACUCCAAGCCCACUGGGGAGAAGGAGAAGGAGGAGGGGGAGACCCCUGAAGAUCCUGCGACCCCUGCCCUGCCACCCAGCUGGUCGGCCCUUCCCAACUCAGGCCAGGGUCGGAAGGAAGGCGUUUGUGGGGCAUCUCCAGAGGAAGAAGCUGAGGAGGAGGAGGAAGAGUGUGAGCCUCAGGCCUUGCCAGCAUCUCCUGCCUCCGCCUGUAGCCCACCCCUGCAGCAGCCACAGGGGUCCCGGGUGCUGGCAACUCUACGUGGCCAGGUGCUCCUGGGCAGGGGCGUGGGCACCUCGAGCGGGCAGUGGUGGCGGCGGCGGGCGCAGCUGACUCGGGAGAAGCGGUUCACCUUUGUGCUGGCCGUGGUCAUCGGCGUUUUUGUGCUCUGCUGGUUCCCCUUCUUCUUCAGCUACAGCCUGGGUGCCAUCUGCCCACAGCACUGCAAGGUGCCCCAUGGCCUCUUCCAGUUCUUCUUCUGGAUCGGCUACUGCAACAGCUCUCUGAACCCCGUUAUCUAUACUAUCUUUAACCAGGACUUUCGCCGUGCCUUCCGGAGGAUCCUCUGCCGCCAGUGGACCCAGACGGCAUGGUGAGCCACCUGCCCGCCACCCGUGUGGGGUUGGUGCCAGGCGGCACCAGGGCCACCCUGAUUCUUGCCCUAUUUUAUGUGGCCACCUCCCUGGGGCUUCCUGGUCCCUGCCUGGGUCCUGCAGGCUUCAUCCUGGGAGCCCCCCUGGGAGGGGCAGGGGUGCUGUUCACAGGGGUCCAGCUGAGGCCUCCGAUUGCUGGCUUGGCUGUGGGGGGACAUCUUCUCUACCCCCGUGAACACAGGCCCACGGAUGAGGCUUGGACCUUCCUGAACAUAGCCAAGGCUGGGCCAGAUAGAGCACUUCUCUCCCAAUACCCCGGACCCCUGCAAGCCCAUGGGUGGGCUUUCCUUCCUUAAGGACCCUUUGUUCCCUGGCUGGUCACUUGCUUGUGGCGUUUUUGUUUCUCAUCUUCCCCGGGUAAAGAGCAGGAAGCCAGCCUUCCACUUUUCCCAGGAGGACCCGCUGCUGAGGAGGAAGAGGCAGAAACGAGGGAUCCACGUUGGGCGCCCAUGGUCCCCAUCAGGCACUGGGUGGGGAGUUAACGGCCUGGCACUGUUUCUGGUCCUUCUUCCCUUUCCCCCUACCUUUAGAUUUGUAGCUCCUUUAAAGGCCAGAACCUUCUCUGGAAUCGUUUUCCUUACCUGGCACCCCUCUGGCAGGCGGGUGUGUGUGCCAGCAGAGGCCUCGCCUUGGUGGGGUGGUCUGGAGGUCUGGCCUCUGCCUCAAUGGGAGAUCCCUGAUCACUAGCAUUCGCCCCCUGCAAAAACCUGGCGACAAUGGCUUGCCGCCUACUUGCUGCAGGGAGAUGAAAGGCUUUGCGGAAAGCUUUGAGCUCCGUGGGGGAACGCACUAGAGAACCAGAAAAUAUGAUUAUUUGGAGAUAUAAAAAAAAUCCCCUUUCUCUGUGUUUACCACCACCUGUCUUCCUGUAGACUUUUGUUCUGCGCCUGGGGUGCGGGAAUUCUUACCCCAAACUGGAAGUGGGGAAUGGUAGAGAGAACCAACUAUUUCAGUUAAAGGAUUUCUUCGAGAUCACCUUCUUGUGCCUGCAAGGGUUUAGUUGUUAUGCUGCAUGACAGCUCCUCGACAUUUCACCCGCGACACCGAGAGGGUUUUCGGUGGCUUGCCCCCCCCCCCCCCAAUGGGGGACAAGUCUUUUGUCAUCAAGCAGGCAAAUUGUUUCCCCAAGAUGGCUAAAAAUACCCACCCCAUCAGAACAAUCUGAGAUGAGAGUCUGUGGUGGGUGACAGGGCCCCCAGGCAGGCGCUGGGGCUGGAACGGGUGAGUGAGGGCCCUGUGGACUCCUUCAGGAGCCUUCCACCAGAGCGCCCAGGCGGUUCUCCAAGCCCCACGUGGGUCCCUGUGAUGUGUAACUGAUCCUACCUUGGGUGGGGGCCGGCUGGCCAUCUCUGACCCAGCCAUGUUGCUUCACCCCACUGAUGAGGCUCCAGGGGCCUCUCUUCUCCUGGUUCUCUCCCCAACCCCAGGACCUAGCACCCAGAAGACUUGGGAGCAUUGGAAGGAUGUCUUCCAGUCUUCUCCAAGGAGCUCCUGGCUUCAGCAUUAAGCCAGCGGGCAUCUAGCAUGGGGGGUAGGGCUGAGCAGCCAAGGCACUGUUGGCACUCUGAGGGGCCCGGCCGGAUUUGGAGAGCUUUCUGGGGUGGAGAGAAUGGAGGAGACCAAAGAGAGUCCUUUCUGGGGAGAGGGGCUGUCUAGCUCCUUCUUACAAUCUCAUUGUGAGGCCAGGGCAUUGCCUUGGGGUGAGGCUGGGGAGGCUGGGCCCAGGGGAGUGGCUGACUUGUGACAUCUGCUGACUGGUCUUGCGUGUGUCCCGGGAGACUCCUGCAAUUAUUGCCUGUGGCCCCCUUGUUGUGAUACGCAGGUAUUUUUUUUUUUUUAAGUCUGAGCUAUUUUAUCAAUAAAGGAUAUUUUG